Messenger RNA from Trifolium pratense (red clover), 2340 nucleotides. RefSeq names its product protein SRG1-like. Bases 1001 to 2068 code for a protein of 355 amino acids. The transcript is spliced from 5 exons. The record is from RefSeq and is a predicted model, not a curated record. NCBI's taxonomy places the organism in Eukaryota, Viridiplantae, Streptophyta, Magnoliopsida, Fabales, Fabaceae.
AUUUUACACUAGAAAAUUGAGGGUUAGUUAGGUAAAUUUUAUUAAAUGUUGGUGCACUCAUUUGUUAAUUUACACACACUUAAUUAUAAAUAUAUGCAAUCUAAAUAAACACAUAGGAAAUCAAAAAAUGACAACUUAAGAAAACAUGUUACUCAACUUUGAACGGUGCACCUUGCUAACUUAGACAUUCAUGUUAAAACAUUAAAUCAGUUUUACUAAACUACUCUUGGCUUGAAACUAUAUUAAAAUAGUAAAAAAAGGGUGUUUUGAUCUAAAGUGAAAAUGUGCACCUUGUUAACUUAAAUCUUCAUGUUUUUAGGUAGAUCUAAGUUAGCAAACCCCAAAAUCAAAAGUUUUAUAAAUGAAUAUACAAUUGUUAAUUAAUUUUUUAAAAUGGCCAAGUUAGAGUCAUGGGGUAAUUUUAAAAGAAAAUAAAUUUCUUUAAAAUAGUCAUUUUUAAUGAUGAAGUCUUUUUUUUUUUUUACUAUAAUAUUGGUACGAAGUUUCUACCGUCAUUAGCGAUGUCUAAUUUUCGUCGAAAAACCUGUGGGGCACAUAAAGUAGUUCUUCCCUUCCAAUCGAAUUUUUCUAUAUGCAUGAGCCAAUUAUUUUUAUUGAAUUAUUUUAAAAAUAGAUUUAUUCUCAGAAUAAGCUGCUUAACUUUUAUAAAGAUAAAUUUGUUUGUAUUUUUUAUUAUUAUUAUUAAUAUUUUUUUAUAUUCUAUUAUUAAUUUACUUUUAAUGAUGUCAAAAAAAAAAUACUUUUAAUGAAUUAUUUUGAUCAUUACUUAAGCUACUUAACUCCUUUUUAGUGAAACUAAAACCAUUAAAUUUCUAACAUUCAUAUCUACAUUUGGUAGGAAGAUAUCAAAGCAUAACUCUAUUAUUUAAUCGUUAGAAAUAAUAUAAGACUGUGGCUUUAUUCUAACAGUUUAAACUUUUGGGAUAAUCGGUUAUCUAACAUGGUAUCAGAGCUUCUAUGACAUAGUGGUGAAAGUAGCAUGGAAGUAACAUCUAUUCUAGUGCCCUCUGUACAAGUGCUAGCAAAUGAACCAUUGACCAAAGUUCCAGACCGAUAUGUUCUUCCAGCUCAAGAAAUUGCAGUACUAUCUAACAAUACCUCUUUACCUCAAGUUCCUGUCAUUGAUCUUGCAAAAUUGUUGUCCCAAGAUCUCAAUCUCAAGGGACAUGAGUUAGAGAAGCUACACUGUGCUGGCAAAGAAUGGGGUUUCUUUCAGGUGAUUAAUCAUGGAGUAAGUACUACCUUGAUAGAAAGUAUGAAGAGAAGUUCUAAAUCUUUGUUUGAACUUUCAAUGGAAGAAAAGAAGAAGCUAUGGCAGAUAGAAGGAGACAUCGAGGGAUUUGGUCAGGCCUUCAUUUUUUCUGAGGAACAAAAAUUAGAAUGGGGAGAUGCUUUUUUCUUGAACACACUACCACCUCACACAAGAAAACCCCAUAUAUACGAUCAUAUGCCCCAAACAUUCAGAGAAAAUUUAGAGAUAUAUUGUGCAGAGUUGGAAAAACUUGCCAACAAAAUCAUUGAACUUAUGGCAAAUGCUCUUGCAAUAAACCCAAAGGAAAUAACAGAUCUAUUUAACAUAGGAACUCAAAACGUAAGGGUGAAUUAUUAUCCUCCAUGCCCCCAACCAGAAAAGGUCAUUGGCAUAAAAUCUCAUUCAGAUGUUGGUGGCCUCACAAUCCUUCUUGAAAUCAAUGAUAUGGAAGGCCUUCAAAUUAGAAAGGAUGGACAAUGGAUUUCUGUUCCACCCCUGCCUAAUGCUUUCAUUAUGAAUGUUGGAGACACAUUUGAGAUUGUAACAAAUGGGAUUUACCAAAGCAUUGAACAUCGAGUGGUAGUUAAUUCAAAGAAGGAGAGGAUUUCCCUAGCUACUUUUUAUGGCCCUAACAUGCAAGCAACUUUGGCUCCAGCACCAAGUCUUGUUAAUAUAGAAAAAGUAGCACAAUUUAGAAGAAUUAGGGCUGAAGACCACAACAAUGGGUAUUUUUUACAAGAGCUCCGUGGAAAAGCAUAUCUAGAUGAAAUGAAGAUAGCAAAGGAUGGAGAAUAAUAAUUGCUCUUUACUAGAAAGAACAAUUGGGGAUUCUUGAGCAAAGAAAAAAAAAUGAACAAUAGGAAAUUGAGAUGGAAAGUGAAUAACCAAGUGUACAUGGUCAUAAUAAAUGCUUUUGCUUGUUGUCUUAAGAGGAGUAGUAUUGUAUAGACUAAAUUAGUAAGAAAUUCGUGUUUCUGAAUAGGUUUCGCGUUGUGUGUUGAGUUGCUGAAAUUGUACAUUUUAAGUGAGAGAUGUGAAAAAAUCAGAUUCUUACUCGGACCUAUGCA